AUGCUUGAAUCUCACCUCACUCAAUUGUUCAUCAACAACCAAUAUGUGGAUUGCUUGAAUACAGGGAAGAAAAUAUCUGUCUAUAAUCCCGCAGAUGGAAGCCUUGUGAGCGACCAGAUACCUAUUUCUGGAGAAGCCGAUGUCGAUCGAGCCAUUGAAGCCGCUCAGCAGGCAUUCGCACCUGGCUCCGAAUGGCGUCGGAUGGAUGACUUCACUCGUCAAAAGGUGUUGCUCAAAUUUGCGGAUCUGAUCGAGAGUAAUCAAGAAUAUUUGGCAUCGCUCACGCGGGUCACCCUGGGUGCACCAUAUAAACCGUUCGGGAAAUCAGAGAUCGACACUGCGAUAGGAUGUUUCCGAUAUUAUGCAGGAUGGGUUGGCAAGUUCGCUGGUCAGAGCUUCCCAGCGACUGACGGCUUCUACAAAGUCGUUCGAAACGAGCCCCUUGGGAUUAUUGCAGGUAUCAUCCCCUGGAAUGGUCCCCUAGCGUCUAUAGGCCUCAAAGCCGCCCCUGCAUUAGCAACUGGGAAUGUGUUCAUUCUGAAGCCAAGCGAGAAGACUCCACUAGCUGCUGCCGCACUCGGGAAGCUUGCGAUAGAGGCUGGCUUUCCUCCUGGAGUUUUCCAGGUCUUGACGGGAGACGGUAGCACAGGUGCGAUACUCGCCAGUCAUAUGAAAAUUGCUAAAGUGAGUUUCACUGGAAGUGUGCCGACAGGGAAAAGUGUUCAAGUUCUUGCUGCAAAGAGCAACUUGAAGAGAGUAACUCUGGAACUUGGGGGCAAAAGUCCGGCGGUGGUCUUCGAUGAUGCAAAUCUCGAAAAUGCAGUUCAAUGGUGUGUCAACGGACUAAUCACAAACUCUGGCCAAAUCUGCUUCGCUGCGUCCCGAGUAUAUGUACAAGAAGGUAUAUAUGAUAAAUUUCUGGCAGCUUAUCGUAAAGCAUUUGUUGCGAAGCGUGAGGUAAUGGGAGAUCCCGAAAAUUCGAGUUCUGAGAUCGGGCCAGUCGUGGAUCAGGCGCAGUAUGAAAGAAUUUUGAGAAUCAUCAACACCGCUAGAGAAAGCAAUGACGGAACGCUCGUACAGGGAGGAGAGGCUUUGGGCACCAAGGGAUUCUACAUCGACCCCGCUAUUUUCCUCGACACUGCGAAGGAUUCAUCUAUCGCUAGGGAUGAGAUUUUCGGGCCGGUUGUCGUCCUCAACCGGUUCAAAACUGAAGAGGAAGUGAUUGCUCUGUCAAAUGCGUCUCAGUAUGGUCUGAUGGCCGGAGUCUUUACGCAGGACAUCAACCGCGGUCUUCGACUCAGUGAGCUGUUCGACUCGGGGGUAGUUGGUAUCAACUGUAUCAGUACAAUUCAUUUCUCUUGUCCGUUUGGCGGUACAAAGGAGAGUGGAAUUGGUCGCGAGCUUGGGGUACACGCUUUGCAUGCAUAUACUGAGCCGAAGACGGUCUUGAUCAAUCUAACAUAUUGA
Penicillium vulpinum is the source of this 1467-nucleotide messenger RNA. RefSeq lists its product as uncharacterized. The transcript has 7 exons. NCBI's taxonomy places the organism in Eukaryota, Fungi, Ascomycota, Eurotiomycetes, Eurotiales, Aspergillaceae. Bases 1 to 1467 code for a protein of 488 amino acids. The record is from RefSeq and is a predicted model, not a curated record. Gene Ontology annotation, molecular function: aldehyde dehydrogenase (NAD+) activity.